CCCUCUAUCUCUGCGUGGCUGCAUGUGCAUGUGACCUCAACAAAGGAGGCCGAGGAGAGCAUGAUGUCGAUGUUGGUAACUCCCUGGCUUGAAUCAUUAUUGUCAACAGAGUUCUUCUCCUUUUGCGCCACUUACAAACAUGAUUCAUAUCCCUCGCGUAGCGAAUGCAACAUGUUCUGCCUUGAUUGUCACGAUGAUUCCUUCUGCUUCUACUGCCGAUCAACCCGGCACAAAGAUCACCAAGUCAUUCAAAUUAGACGAUCAUCGUAUCAUGAUGUUGUUCGGGUGGCCGAGAUUGAGAAGGUUUUGGAUAUAAGGGGAGUUCAGACUUAUGUGAUAAACAGUGCCAAAGUUCUCUUCCUCAAUGAGAGACCUCAGCGUAAGAUUAUUAAUAAUAUCGGUAAAGGAAGUACUCCUUAUCUGUGUGAAGUCUGUAGCAGAAGUCUGUUGGACCCGGCCUGCCUCUUUUGUUCUUUGGGAUGCAAGCUUGCAGGAAUGAAAAAGAAUGGAGAUUUGAGGUUUGUGAUCUUAAGCAAGAAACCUGAUCAUGAAAUCACGGGAAGAAGGGAAAGAAUGCCAAUUAAUAGAAGAUUGCCAGGAAAGGAAGAUGAUCAAGAUCAACAAUUGCGUGAAAGCAAUAUCCAACAAAACAAAGUAACGUACCAAAGCAAGCCUUCACAACCUGAUCACAAUAAUUCCAAAUCAAGAAGAAGAAAGGGCAUUCCUCGAAGGGCACCUUUAGGGCCCUAAUCUACCCUACAAAACUUGCAUGCGCAUGAUGAUCAUGAUUCAGCUGAUCAUGAUCAUUGAUCUGAUCACAAGCCCGACCAUGCAUGCAUGUGGGUUUAUUUUACUAAAUCAAAGGGGUAAGCUGUCCAAACGGUGGGUUUGAAAACAAAGGUUAGGUUUAGGUUACUUUCGGGGAUGGGCUAGCUAGCUGGCUUUGCAAAUUAACA
Juglans regia (Persian walnut) is the source of this 956-nucleotide messenger RNA. RefSeq lists its product as uncharacterized. Lineage: Eukaryota; Viridiplantae; Streptophyta; Magnoliopsida; Fagales; Juglandaceae. Bases 61 to 750 code for a protein of 229 amino acids. The record is from RefSeq and is a predicted model, not a curated record. The transcript has 4 exons.